GUACUGAAUCUAUCGACGGCAUCGUUUCUAAAACUAAAACAGAAAAUGAGAAGAGUCUCGUUGUUCUGUUUCAAGCCGCUCGUUAAAAGGCGUUGAAUUUUUUUGUUAAAGCGAAAAUCGGAGCCCUUUGAAGUUUUGAAUGCUAGAUUGCUUUCAUGGCGACAGCUUCACCACCAUCUGUACGCUCUCUCCAUAAGUCUUUUUUCCCGAAAUCCCCCCGUCUUCCUCAUAAUUCGCACUUUCGUUCUCCUCGCUGGCGUUCUUCUCUCCGCUCCCGCUGUCCGAUUCGUGCCACUUCAGCUGUUGCUCUGGAGCCGGAAUCAAGCACUCAGCGGAAUCAAAACAUGGAAACUGACUUGUUUGCAUGCCCAGUGUGCUAUCAACCGCUGAUAAGAAAAGGCCCUCCAGGUUUUAACUUGCAAGCUAUCUAUAGGUCUGGAUUCAAGUGCAAAAAAUGCAACAAGUCAUACACCAGUAAGGAUGUCUACCUUGAUCUAACUGUUACUGCUGGAUUGAGGGACUAUACUGAGGUCAAACCAGCUCGGACUGAGCUAUUCCGGAGUCCUUUUGUAUCAUUCCUGUAUGAAAGGGGCUGGCGUCAAAAUUUUAAUCGAAGUGGCUUUCCAGGCCUUGAUGAAGAGUUCAAAAUGGCUCAGGAAUAUUUCAAACCAACUGAAGGUGGAAUUUUAGUAGAUGUUAGCUGUGGAAGUGGUUUGUUUUCUCGAAAAUUUGCCAAGUCAGGGACAUAUUCUGGAGUAGUGGCACUUGACUUUUCUGAAAACAUGCUCCAGCAAUGUUAUGAUUUCAUUAAGCAACAUGCAUCCCUUUUAGAUAGCAAUCUUGCUCUUGUGAGGGCAGAUGUUUCUAGGCUUCCUUUCUCAUCUAGUUCUAUUGAUGCUGUUCAUGCUGGUGCUGCCUUGCAUUGCUGGCCAUCUCCUUCCAAUGCUGAUUUCACAUUUGCCAUAGAAGUCAAGGAAGAGCAAUAUUUUACUAGAAGUGAAGCAUGAAUUUGGCUAGCUGCAGUAUCUGGAAAUUUACUCAUGACAUGAGCCCCCAGACAAGAAAUUUUUGUUGCCUAAAUCUGUUGAUUACUUUCAAAUGAUUGGCUGGCAGUCUGUUGUGCCUUAAAUACCCAUGUAAAGUAUUAAGUUAUUGUCCUUUUAAUCUUUGGCUUGGACCUUGAUUUUUCUAUAUACCUGAAAUAUCUUGAUUUCUUAAGUUUCUUUCUCAUUAUUAAAUCUGAAUUCUCUCUUCCCUUACUAUGUUAACAUAAUCAUGUUACAUCGGUCCCUCCACACCAUAAUGAGGGUGUGAAACUGUUCUGAAUUCCUUGUUCAGAUAGUGUUGUUGCCUGUCCUUAUAUUUGUACCUUUCAGGUUGCUGAAAUUAGUAGGAUAUUAAGAAGUGGUGGAGUCUUUGUUGGAACUACGUUUCUUCAAUACACUUCUUCCACUCCCUGGAUGGUACGACCUUUAAGACAGAGGAUUCUGCAGAACUACAGCUACCUGACAGAGGAAGAGAUUGAGGACUUGUGCACAUCAUGUGGUCUUACCAACUAUACAAGAAAAGUUAAGCAAUCCUUCAUAAUGUUUUCUGCGCAGAAACCUUGAAAGGUGAAACUAGUUUUGGCCAAUUUAAAGUAUUAGUUGUUCCAUAACUGGCUUUAUCAUCAUCAAGUCAGUCCUCGUGAAUUUUUCUAUAAUCUAUAAUUAAUUUGAUAAAGUCUGUCAACCAAGAACUCCUGUAAAGUUUAUAUAGCCUCGUAAAGAUGUGAAGUAUAUGCUUAUUAAUGUAAUAUGAGCAGUAUUAGCUGCCUGAUACAGUCAGAACUAAUGAUUGUUUAACGCCAUUAAAGUCUCAGCGUUAGAGGCAUAACGGCUAUUGUAAUGGUCCAUGUGAACUUGCUGUUGCUUUCUUCCCCGCUCUCUUAAUUGUUUACUUGUAUUUGAAUUUAAUAAUUAUAUACUGGCAUGUAAACAGAAUACGAAGCUUUCUGGACAUUAAGUUAAUGAUGGUUAUUAUAUUUAUAUCUUGUGUGAGGAAUUACUAUGUGAGCAUUUUUAGGUCAUGUUUUUUUUUUUAUAGAAUAUAAAUAUAAAUAGUAUUUUCUCAA
Molecule: messenger RNA, 2113 nt
Organism: Rubroshorea leprosula
Lineage: Eukaryota; Viridiplantae; Streptophyta; Magnoliopsida; Malvales; Dipterocarpaceae
Source: the annotation of a GenBank genome assembly